CCGUGAUCCGCUUUACUCCGCCGGAAACAAUGGGAGCGGAGCCGCGUUGUGUUGUGUCGGACAGAGACUGACGAGCUCCUCUGUGUGUAUUUAGGACUUUCUGCUGGUAGACUCAUAUAAUCAGGAUCUCAUUAUCAAGCUUUAACACAAUGGGCUGCUGCAGCGGACGGUGCACCCUUAUAUUUCUGUGCACGUUUCAGUUGAUGGUGGCAUUAGAGAGGCAGGUGUUUGAUUUCUUGGGCUACCAAUGGGCACCUAUCCUUGCAAACUUCUUCCACAUCCUGGUUGUUAUCCUGGGCCUUUUUGGCACCAUUCAAUACAGGCCUCGCUAUAUUGUGGUGUAUACUGUGUGGACAGUGCUGUGGGUGGCCUGGAAUGUCUUUAUCAUUUGCUUCUACCUGGAGGUUGGAGGUCUAUCAAAGGACAGCGAUCUCUUGACCUUUAACAUCUCGGCACACCACUCCUGGUGGAACGAGCACGGGCCAGGCUGUGUCCGAAGAGAGAUCCCUGCCAGUGGAGACCGCAGUGCAGACGCACAGUCCUAUAUAUCCAUCAUGGGCUGCCUGCUGGAGUACCAGUACAUUGAAGUCCUGCACAGUGGCUUCCAAAUCCUUAUCUCUCUGCUGGGUUUCAUCUACGCCUGCUACGUCAUCAGUGUCAUCACAGAGGAGGAGGACAGUUUUGAUUUUAUUGGUGGAUUUGAGCCAUUCCCACUCUACCAUGUCAAUGAGAAACCAUCUCAUCUUCUGUUAAAGCCUGUGCAUCAGCCUUCGUAAAUGAAAGAAUGUUGUGAAGAAGAGCCGCUCUGUCCAUUCCUCCUCUCUUCUCUUCACCUAAUCACCUUUAAAACACUUCCUAUCCGUCCUAAAUCAGCCCUUUCUGGAGUUCUGGAGAAUUGUCUCUCUGAUUCCCAGGUCUGCUCCAUCCAGCUGCCUCAUUUAGACCCUCUUAUUCAAGUGGCUGUGAAACAUAUCUAAACACAAAUGUCCAGUAUUAUGUUUGUGUGGUGUGUGGUCCAUGCGUUUGAGUUCUUCAAGGGGAGUUCAGAUGUUGAUGUUCACCGUGUUCCAGCUCUGUGUUUGUAUUGAGGGACAUUGUGCGCUGUUUUCCUUCACACAGGAUUUGCACAGUAAAACUGAGGAGGGAGCCGAGAGCAGGAAAAUAAGACAAAGCAAGCUGACCUCCUGUGGCAGUCCAAAAAUAGAAGCAAAGGAAGCAUAAAAAAAUAAAUACAAGAAACAAUUAGAGCUUGUUUUAUGUCAUCGUGUGAUGUAUAACUCUCAUGAUUCACUGUCAAAUUCAGUUUUAGUCUUUUUUUUCUUCUAGUUGUAAGUCUAAAGUCUUGAUUUAUAUGCAGUGAAUCCCAAAUCACCGUAUUUAGACA
Messenger RNA from Carassius carassius (crucian carp), 1384 nucleotides. Its product is annotated as sodium/potassium-transporting ATPase subunit beta-1-interacting protein 3-like. The coding region runs from base 150 to 776 and encodes 208 amino acids. NCBI's taxonomy places the organism in Eukaryota, Metazoa, Chordata, Actinopteri, Cypriniformes, Cyprinidae. Gene Ontology annotation, biological process: regulation of sodium ion transport. The record is from RefSeq and is a predicted model, not a curated record. The transcript has 7 exons.